AUGCCAUUGCAACUCUCGAAUUUCUUAGUAUUCGGCAUUUAUUCGAUUUUAUUACUGGUUAGUUGUAAUCAACAUUUGAAGUCCACAUGGUGUUGUUUGAUCAUUAUGAAAGCAGGAGUUCAAUCACAAACGAAGAUCAGCCACAUCUUAGUUGCAGUAGAGACGGCAUUUCAAAAAAUUGGUUAUUUUCCUGUUCAGGUUAAGAAAUUAGAGAAGAAGCUAAUUGAAUUUUCUACUUCUCGUUUCAUUAUGAAAGAAACAAUUGCCUUCUACAAAUAUCGAAGUAAGAAUUGA
Molecule: messenger RNA, 294 nt
Organism: Brugia pahangi
Lineage: Eukaryota; Metazoa; Nematoda; Chromadorea; Rhabditida; Onchocercidae
Source: the annotation of a GenBank genome assembly